Messenger RNA from Cannabis sativa, 2493 nucleotides. RefSeq lists its product as uncharacterized. The coding region runs from base 186 to 2252 and encodes 688 amino acids. The record is from RefSeq and is a predicted model, not a curated record. Lineage: Eukaryota; Viridiplantae; Streptophyta; Magnoliopsida; Rosales; Cannabaceae. The transcript is spliced from 2 exons.
AGUACACCGGAGAACUGAGAAAUUGAGCUGAAAUGCUUCAAUUCCUAAGUGCCAUUCUCAACAAAAGGUUCUAAUUUGGUCAGUUUUUUUUUUUUUUGACAAAUACUUUUUUUUACUAAAAAGGAUCAGCCAUAGCCAUAGCCAUAGCCAUAGCCCUUUGGUUCGAGAAGCUUAGCUAAGCAUCCAUGGAGAUGGAUGGAGACGGAGAUAUGGAUUCCCUCUUCGAAGGAAUGGUGCUUUUCAAUCCAAUCUCCGAACAUCCCUCUCACUCUCACUCCCACUCUGACUCUCACUCUCAAUCUCAAUCUGAAUCUGAAUCUGAAUCUCACUCUCUCUUCACUGACCUAACCAUCCUCUCACCAUCUCCAUCUGAAUCUCCAUCUCCAUCUCUAUCGGAAUCUAAAUCAUUCAAUCAAAUUCAAAUUCAAAAUAAAAAUAACAGUAAUCAUAAGAAGAAAAAGAGACCUGCUUUGAGGAUUGGAUACGCCAGGAAUGCUUCUGCUGUUGCUUUUGAAGACAAUCCACCAAUUUCCGACGAUCAUCAACAUCUUCCGUCUUCGAACGAACCGCCUUGUUCUUCCGUCGAUGUCGAUUUCGACUUUCGACUGCUUCAAAUUAAGAACCAGAUCUCGGAAAAGCUUGAAUUCGUUCGUCAAUUGGCGGCUUCUGUGUCUGCCGACCGGAAAGAAGCUAUUGCUAACAGAAGGAAAGCUGCUCAAACGCUACACAGGGCUUCCAACGCUUAUGCUGAGCUUGAAACUCGACUCGAUGAGGCUUGCAGAUCGGAGGAUUUUGAGACUGCUGAAACGCUUAGUGAGAGUUUGGCUGCUGCUGAAUCUGAAAAACAGACUCUUGUGGCGGCACUUGCUGAUGCUGAGGCUCGAUGCGAUGAGGUUGAAUUGAGGAUGAAGGAGGUUUUGGCUUCUCAGAUUGCUGCUGAGGAAGAAUGUGCUUCUCUGCUCCACCAAUUCGCUCAGGAUACCUCAGAAAAAGCAGAAUUGGGUUUCAAAACAGCCGAACAAGUCUCCUCGAAGAAAUUGGAGGAAUGGCAGUGUUCGACGGAAUCGUUGGAGCUUAAAAAGAUGGAGUUAGAAAUCGAGUCAAACAUAGUAAAUGAAGCUCGGACUAUGUUGACUAGUUCAAUUGAGAACUCAGUUGAGGAUGACCAGAGAGAAAAAGAGUCUCUUUGCAAGAAGAAGAGUGUUCUUUUGGACGAACUUCAGGAGCUACUUGCUCUUGUAAAACAAAAGGAACAAGAAAUAGCAGAAACCGAUUCUAACAUCAAAGCAGUCGAGAACAGGAUUGCCCAUGUCGUCUCUGGUUUUCAGGAGAUGCAUUCCAACAUCGACUCUAAAUUUGGUAACUUGCAGUCUUGUAUUUCGGACAUAGAAUUAGAAAGCAAAUCCUUGUGUGAACUGAAGAAGGAAAUUGAUGAUUUCGUCGUGAAUGAGCAAGAGAAAGAGAGAAAGUUGAGGGAACUUGGAAACUCUUCCAAGGAGGAAGCUGAGGCAUACCAUCAAGUCGUUGAGCUUAGAAAAAAUCUGAUGACUUUUGUUUUGAAGUCUAAGGAAGAUAAGGAUAGGCUUGCAAAGACUGAGAAGAAGCUUUCUGAUGAAGUUCAAAUGCUCCAUCAAGAGGUUUCGUCUUCAAGAUCUUCCCUUCAGGAACUAUCUACAAGAAAAUCUAGCAUCCAACAGGAUAUAGCAUCGUCAAAGCAAAAGAUAAUUUUCAUAGACAAAAGAGUCCCAGAGCUGGAAGUAGAAAAGAAAGUGGCUGCAACUGCAAGAAAUUUUAGAGAAGCUGCACGAAUAGCAGCUGAGGCAAAAUCACUGACGGUUGAGAAGAAUGGCAUCGAGACUGAGAUGGAAAGAGGUUUAUUAGAGCUGGAGAAGCUCGAGAAAGAAAUUAAUGACACUGUUGAGAAACUGGAGGAGACAGAGGUGGUCAUUUCCUCCAAGGAAAAAGAGUUAGCCAUGGCCAGAUUUGAGAGGCUGGUUUUAACGGCGGGAUAUGCUGAAGCAGAAAGAGCAGUUGCUUUGGAAUUCGGAGAUGCUGAAGAGGCUAAGCUUCUCCUUGCUGAGAAAGAAGUUGCAGAAUCUGAAGCCAAAGAUCUUGAGCCAAUAUAUAAUUUUAAGGUGGAGGAGUUACCAAAUAUUCCAAAACACUUCAUCUCCAUGGAACUUAUAGCCAAUCUUGGGAAGAAGCAAUUAGAGGAAUUGGCAGCAUCUAUUGGUAUUUCUCCAAAGGAGUGAAAUAAUGAGGGCUCUGGUUCUGGCUCUGUUAUUAACUCAUCAUGCAUAUGUGUAACAUAGGUAAUAUUAUAUCUCUCUUACUCGUUAAUUCUUUUUUCGUUGGGGGGUAUUUGGUUUUUGUUUUGAUACUUGUUUAUGCUUUUUUACCUUUUUUUUUCUUCUUUUAUUUGUAAUUUUUGGUUGGGAUUUUGAUCAAAUGGAAAGAGCAUACGAAUUGAAAUAAUCUACUUAGUUAUUAUUA